UAUUUGCCACACCACUUGUAUUUGUUGCAUUUCAUUUUUUUUCACUCGCUCAUAUACAUAUACAUAUAUUUUUGGCUUAAAUUCAUUUCAAUGGACAGUCCAAAGGAAGCAGAUACUGAUACAAAUGACCUGCCACUGCACCGGCCGAGCGUCAUCCUGACCAGCUUUGACAUCUACGAGAGCCGCACCGAGCUGUGCAUCAUCGGGUCCAACGACACUACAGACUACCACCGCAUGCUCCGCAUUGACCGCACAGCUGAAAGCCUCGACCAAAUGGCCAAAGACGACGGCCAAUCGUACAACGCCCAAGAGCUGCCUGCCGUGAUCCACAGCCUGCAGCAAUCCACAGGUAUGCGGCCAAUCGUCCAAAAUGUCUCCGGCAUCCUAGGAUUUGUGCGGUUCACCAAGGGCCUGUAUAUCUCCAUAGUGACGCACUCCAAACCUGUGGCUCUCUUGGGAGGCCACCUUAUUAAUCAUAUCGAGGACACGCGGCUUUUGAGCAUAACCUAUCGUCCGGAGCGCACAGAGCGCGAGGACAGGUUUAUCGCGACGUUCAAGAAUGUUGAUUUAUCAAAGAAUUUCUACUUCAGCCAUACUUACGAUGUAACAAGGACGCUGCAGCAGAAUUUGAGCGGCAAUCAGUGCCGCGGGUGCUAUAACGGUAUGUUUGUGUGGAACUACCAGAUGCUCAUCAAUGCCUCGGUUGGGUUACGCGUAUGUGCGGAGUGGACUGUGGCUCUGGUACACGGGUAUAUUGAUCAGUCUAAGCUUAGCGUCCUCGGGCGCGACGUUUUUGUCACUUUGGUGGCGCGUCGGUCGCGGAUUUUCGCCGGCGUGCGGUAUCUUAAACGCGGCGUCAAUGAUGCUGGGUUUGUUGCAAAUGACGUGGAGACUGAGCAGAUCGUCAACACGAUGGAGACCACGGGGUUUACCACAUCGUAUACAGCGUACGUGCAGCAUCGAGGGUCUAUUCCGUUGUUUUGGUCGCAGGAAACUUCAGGUAUUACACCCAAGCCGCCGAUCGAAAUUAAUGUUCGGGAUCCUUAUUUCGUUGAGGCUGGUCGGCACUUUUCCAGCUUGUUUGUCCGGUACGGGUCUCCUGUCAUUGUGCUUAAUCUGAUUAAGACCAAGGAACGCGCUAAGAGGGAAUCUGCCUUGGGCGAGGAGUUUUCCGAGGGAUUGCAUUAUUUGAACCAGUUUUUGCCGCGUGGACGCAAGAUCAGGUACUUGGCAUGGGACAUGUCCAGGGCGAAAAAGAACCGACAGGAGGACGUACUGGCUAUACUUGAGGUUAUUGCCGAGGAGACAUUGUCGCUGACUGGGUUUUUCCAUAACGGGCCGGAGCUCUACAGUAACCGCGUGAGGAGGCAAGCGGCCGGGGAUGCGAGUCCUAGACGGGUUCGCGUAAUGCGGCAGUGUGGUGUCGUGCGCAGUAACUGUAUCGAUUGCUUGGACCGCACAAAUGCGGCACAGAGUAUUAUUGGGAAAGUCGCCCUGGCGCACCAGCUGUUCGAAUUGGGUAUCAUUGCCCACCCGCACCUGUCUUUUAACACGGAUGCGGCGAUGAUCAUCGAGGAGAUGUACCAUGACUUGGGAAAUACCAUUGCGCUGCAGUAUGGCGGGUCACAUUUGGUUAAUACCGUGCAGACAUAUCGGAGGAACACGAACUGGCGUAGUCACUCGAGGGAUAUAGUUGAGUCGCUUCGCCGGUAUUAUUCUAAUUCCUUGUUGGAUGUGGAGCGACAGGAGGCUAUUACGUAUUUUGUCGAGAAGACUAUUUUUCCAGAGUGCGUUUUGGAUACAAAGUGCGCUGCUGCUGCUGGUAGGCCUUAUCAGGUCGGAAAGCCUGUGGUGUUUCGCAAGUGGUGGACUACCCUGGGUUGCCCUGAGGAUAAGGACUCGGUGGAGGAUAGAGAAUUGGCUACGGGGGUGGCAGCAGCAGAUGCGUAUUGGGAUGAGUACUAUCGGCCGCACACGUACACGUCCUUGGGCUCGUUGUUUGUCAAUAACCUCAAUAGCUCGGCGUCUUUGCAUCCACAUACAAAUGUGCAAAACAUGCCUAGUCCUUUUGCCGACAGAUCCCAAUACCAGCACCACUCAUUGACUGCUUCUGCGGCCUCUGGUUCUACUUCCACAUCUACUGGUAGUGGUGGACCGCCCAGCAUGCUGCGGUUUAUGCCGCAGGAGCCCAAAUGGCUCAAAUCCGAGUCUGAAGAGUACACUGAUCCUACGGGCAUUUCGCGACAGGACAUUUACCAGCGGGUAUGUGCCAAGACAGUCACCCCGGCGGUGGUGCGUCCCUUGGGUGUCGGCGGAUGGCUCACCGAUGGUAUUACCACGCCACUGCAGGAGCCGCAGGUCAGCCAGGGUGAGCUGAACGAGUACGAAAAAUAUGUGCAUCAGUUUGAUAAUCUGCAGAAAUGGAUCGUCCAGCCGUCUAAUGUUCUUUAUAAGGAUUACAAACGCGGUGCAACUGCGUUAAAGCAGCAGCAGCAGCCGCUUCCGCCUAUGCCGGCUAUGCCGCCGUCACCAGUGGUAAUUGCGACGGCGGGCUUGGGCGGUGCGGAGGAUCGGCAGAGAUCACAGACGCCUAUGCCGCAGAAGAAAAUAUCUUCUUGGAUGCCUAGCCCUGCUGGAAAAGAAGGGUCAAUGGGUAGGGCUAGAUCUAACACGACUAUGCUUUGGGGACUAUGGUCACAGCAGCAACAGCAGCAGCAGCCAGUAGAUAAGAGAACCUCAGUUGUUGCUGAUCCUGCGGGAGAUACCCGUGGUGGUUUGAGGACUCCGGCGGAUAUUUCUAAGGCUCAUAGGGUUUCGAGGGUGCGACAUGAUCGGACGAGGUCUUUGGAUCUGAAAGUGGAUGUGGAUCAAUUGGCUAAGGAUGAUAUGGGGGAAGGCAUGGGCGGGGCUUCUGCUGCCGUUGUUGCGGAGCCGCGUGUGACUGAGGCUGAUCUGAGAGUGUACCAGGACUACGUUAAGAUGCGCAAAGCAUUUGGCGGGCAGUAAAAGUGUUUGUAUUAAAAAAUUGAAGUCUCGGUGUGCCACUUUAGCAAAUAAUGAAUUCCAUACACUAGGCAAAAGAAUGAAGCUGCAAAUAUCCGAAAUAAAAAAUUCGAGUAAUACUGCUGCUAGAUGCUUAAGAGUAUAUCACGUGUGUGCUACCUUUACAUUUUUAUAAAAUAUAAAAAAAGGUAUGCGCGUAAACACGCUUUUAAGGGGUUUCUCAAUGGUCUGGAUUUG
This is a messenger RNA of Kickxella alabastrina, 3240 nucleotides long. Its product is annotated as SacI homology domain-containing protein. The coding region runs from base 91 to 3006 and encodes 971 amino acids. Gene Ontology annotation, biological process: phosphatidylinositol dephosphorylation. The transcript has a single exon. Gene Ontology annotation, cellular component: intracellular membrane-bounded organelle. Lineage: Eukaryota; Fungi; Kickxellomycota; Kickxellomycetes; Kickxellales; Kickxellaceae. The record is from RefSeq and is a predicted model, not a curated record. Gene Ontology annotation, molecular function: phosphatidylinositol-3,5-bisphosphate 5-phosphatase activity.